Molecule: messenger RNA, 5405 nt
Organism: Cladocopium goreaui
Lineage: Eukaryota; Dinophyceae; Suessiales; Symbiodiniaceae
Source: the annotation of a GenBank genome assembly
AACAGGGUGAUGAAAUAAUGUGGAGACGCCUCUCUGACGCUGCAGUCAACCUGGACAAUGGAGUGCCCUUUCCGGUCAUUUCUGUCUGGUUAUGUUUUGCCUGGCCGCUUCCAGCUCUUUUGUUUUGGUUCUUCGAAUAUUGUGCCCGGCGACGGAGAGUGACGGCAGACGGUUCUGAUAGUGGCGACCGUUCGAUGGAUCCAGAAGAAGCAUUGUUGAGCCCGCGGCCGCAACAAGUCGAAAGAGAAUUCAAUCGUUUACAUCCUGGAAGGUUUCGGGUCAUGUUGGCAUCCUUGGAACAUUCCAUCCCUCAUUUGGGUUGCAAGGCGCAGGCAGGUGGUCUCGGGAAAGUCAUGAACCUGGUCGCUCGUCACCACCCUACAGACAUCCUCAUGAUACAUCCGAAACUGAAAGAUUUGACGUACCGCCACGAUUUUGAGCUUUCACCCCUCAGAAUCAAAGUGGACGAACAAGAGCAGCUGGUGAAAGUUUUUCAGUGCAAGCCUGCAGAUGAUGAUAGUCCCACUGCAACCAAACGGGGAUUCCUGUUGCUAUCUCAUCCUUGGUUUGAGGAGCGGGACAAGAAAACCAUCUAUCCCAAUCCGAUGUCCAAGAGAAAGGUGCUUUGCUUCUAUUCCCUUUGGAAUCAAUGCGUGGGCAAGUUGCUGCAACUGUACAAACCACAUAUUUAUCACUGCCCUGAUUUUCAUGCCUGCAUUGCGCCGUGGUACGCUCUGCAGAGUCAAGAUUCAGCGGAUCAAACUGUGCUUCGCAUGUUACUCGUUUUGCACAAUGCGGAGUACCAAGGCUCUGUUUCGACAGACAUGGUUCGCCGAAGACAAUGUGAGAAGUUGGCGCGCAUCUUCAAUGUUUCACAGGAAUUUGUUUUAAAACACCUUACUGCAGAAGGUCGAUUCAAUAUGCUAAAGGCUGGAGUUGACUUUCUGUUGGCACAUCAGGAGGGUCGGGGUGCGUGUGCUGUUUCACAAUUCUAUGCAGCUGAGUGCCAUUCAAGGUACAGCGUUUUCUGGCAACUGCCCGGCAUCGGUGGUGUCGACAACCCUAUGCUGGAGGACGAACGGGAGGUGAAUCUGGAAGACUUGAAACAAAAGAAGUCUGCGGCCAAAGCAAUGGUACAGCGCGAAUUUGGCUUGAAAGUAGAUCCUGACGCACGCCUCUUCGUCUCCUUGGGACGCCUCGUAAGACAGAAAGGUGUGGAUAUCCUUGCUGAUGUGGCAGAGUGGUUACUGAGCACAUAUCCAGAGGCACAACUCUUGGUGAUUGGGCCGCCUGCAGAUGGUUUUGGCUAUUAUGCUCAGAGAAGAUUGGAAGCACUGGCUGACUUGGAGCGCUUCCAAGGCAGGCUGGUGGCCAAAUGUGAGUUCAUUGAAGCACCCUCGUAUUUGAAAUGGGGUGCAGACUUUUGUUUGAUGCCAUCACGCGAUGAGCCCUUUGGAUAUGUGGACAUCGAGUUUGCUUGGCGAGGGGCCGUGAUUGUCGGAGCGCAAUCAGGAGGUCUGGGCAAAGUUCCCGGCUUUUACUACGUGCAACAGAACCGCGAGAAUUUGAGUCGCCUGCGCCGGGAACUGCGGACGGCUGUGAGUCGCGCAAUGGCAGCUAGUCAGAGGACGCUCAGAGAGAUGUCUUGCAGAGCAAUGGAGAGCAGCUUCCCCUUGGUGGAAUGGCAGGAGAGCUUGAUGGAGGCCUAUGAACUAUUGCAGCCACCUGGAUGUGUGGAUUCCAGCGUUGAGCUAAGUCAUGUUAGCUCUCCCAGCGCAGAGCAGACCGGCAGCAUCAACUGGUUUCCAGAUCAAGCUCCAGCGAUCGCGGCAGCUGAAACAUGUGAAACAGGCUGGCAUUCUGAGGAUGACAACGAGUUCUUUUGGCAAGAGCUAACUGAAGAAGAGCUCUCAGAAAGGGUCACAGCCCAACUGGAUGCGAGCAACGCUGAUCUGCCCAGCAUAGAGACCAUUUUGCAGACGAUUGGCACCGAACGAUCCAAAGAGCGUGAAAGCGGUGCGGUUGCAAAGUGGCUCAUUGAGCCAUGGUGUGGAACGGCUCGAGUGCAUUGGCUGGUGUCUUGUGCCUACAUCGCAUGCCCUUUGUCUUCUCUCUUAGUCUUGGUGGUGGCCAUGGAAUGGGGAAUUCGCGGAUCCACCGAACUUCCCAUGUGGUUCAAGCGAUUUCCCUGGUUCAAGGUGGUCUUCGGCAGCGGGUUAGAUCCGCCCAUCCUCAACAUGUUGCUGUUCUCCAUCAAUGCCUUGGCAGGUGCAGUUGGAGCUCCGAUUUGGGCCUGCUUGGCCAGGGUGGUGCAGCCGCGUCAGCUCUUGGCAGUGGCUAUGCUGCUGCAGGUGCCCUUUCUGACCACCAUGCUCUGUGUUCAUCGUCCCAACGUGUCCUUAGCCGCCACGGUGGUGUUCCUUCAGAGCAUGACGAGCUCAGGCUCCUUGAUUUUCGUCAGCUUCAACUUCAUGAUGAGUAUCAAGGCGGAUGUGAGCCACGCAGCCUAUCGCAUGGGCAUCUUGGAGAUGACCCGACAGGCGGUGACCUGGUUCAUCACCGCGUACAUCUUCCUGGCCUCGCCCUCGUCGAAGGCUGGCACCGCUGCAGAGCCCCUUCCGCCUGCGGUGUAUUGGCUGCUGCUCCCAACCACAGGAUUGGUGGUCCUUGCCACGAUGGUUCCGGGCUUCCUGUUCUGUAUGGCCCCGGGUCCCUACCGGGAAGAUGCACUGCCGAGCUGGGAUAUGAAGAAUUUCUGGAAGAAGCGAAGCUUCGUGAUUCUAUCCAUCUCAGAUAUUCUGGGAAGUUUGGUGCUUUUCCCCAGCACUUGUUACAUCCAGUGGUGGCUGGCCAACGGCUGGCGUGGGCCCGAUCUCGCCAUUCUCAGCGUUGUCUUCGCAUUUUCCCUUGCAGGUGUCACCAUUUUAUGGGCGAAAGCCUUGGGGAAUGCCAUCAUUCAUGGCUUUGCCCUGUUGAUGGGUGUGACUCUGCUGCUGCCGCCAGCCACCAUCCUGCGAGCACUCGUUCAAGAAGAGGUCUCAACCUACACCUUCUUGGGAAGAUCAAGCGUGGCCGUCGUUAUUUGUUGCGUUUCCCUGAUCUUCGAGGGAGUUCGCUGUUCAUCUUCUUGGGCUGUUAAGGUCAGAGUGUUGAAUUCCAGAUGGAGACUGCUGAGUUAUGGCAGCAUUGUUGUUUCCAUCCAAGGACUUGCGGGUUUUGUCUCGCCCUUCUUGUGUGAAUAUCUGGCACGGCGCAACAGCAGCACCUUCAUCUCUGCCAACCAAAAGGAGCUGGCGGAUGCUGCUUUGGUGACCUUGGUUCCACUGUCCCUCUUGCAGUUUGCUGCGCAAGUUGUGGCGGCUCCUUGGAUCAGACAGGAUUUGGGGAUCGCUUCUUCACACUCCUUGUAUCGUGACAGUUCUGUGGCGCUCCGCUUUCGCAGCUGGACCUUGAAGAAAUCUGCGUGGCGGAGGCUCCCGCCACAGAUGGCCAUCCUCUUCGGAUGCGUUUUAGGCGGUCUCGCCUUUUUCGUUCAAUUUCAUUUGAUCGAAAGGCCCAUUCCCUUCGCGCCGGUGCACCAGUGCGCUCAUGGAUUUCAGCGAUCCAGCUGUGAAGCGAUCGCCGAUGAAACUGAUCCCAGGAUGGCGGAGAAGUUUGCAUUUCGCGGGAUAGGCAGCUACGGGCUGAAUCGCUUCGGUCACAGCACCACUGGAAAAUACAACUGCCAGGUGCGGAUGAGAAUGCUGAAAGGAGACACCUUUAUCUUCUGGCCCAAGGGCAGAUGCCAAAUUUGGCGAUGUCACGAUGGCAUCGACGCCCGGAGAGCGAAACCUAUCACAGAUGGACGUGAAGUCUGGUCGCGGCACUGCAACAUGUCAGGUCAGAACCACAUCAUGGCGCAUCUCUUCGAAUGGCCUUGGGAAGAUAUUGCCAACGAGUGUGAGACAUAUCUGGGUCCUGCAGGCUUCAGUGCGGUACAGAUCUCACCGCCCACUGAACAUGUCAUUGGAGAUUCCUGGUCGACGCGUUACCAACCUGUCUCCUUCAAGUUGGAUUCACGCUCGGGAACCCCCGAUCAGUUCGAGGACAUGGUGGUGAGGUGCCAGAAAGCAGGCGUGUCAAUCAUGGUCGACCUGAUUCUGAACCACAUGGCAUCCCCUGUGGCACAGACCCCACGGGCGGACCGUGAUGCUGGCAAACAGUGUGGUGGCAAGGAGGAGACGGCUCGCACAUCGACCACUCCAUGUGUAGGUUGGUCAGGGACGCCUUAUGGCAACCGCGAAUUUCGUGCUGGCACUCCCGGACUGGACUAUUUCGAACGCUCGCAAUUCCAUCACUACGAAGGAAACUUCGAGUCGAACUGUGGCAUUCCGCCCUGGACGAACAAUCGAUUCCUCUGUGAUUUGUAUGGCUUGGUGGAUUUGGACACAGAGAAUGUGCUGGUUCAAGAGCAGCUGCAGAAUUUCGUGAAGGUCAUCUUUGAGCGAGGUGUGACGAUGUUGCGUUUGGAUGCUGCGAUGCAUGUCUAUCCUGAGACCUUCUUAGCCAUCCUGGCAGCCUUUCCAAUGAACUAUGUUGUGCAGGAAUUCUUUCCCGGACCCAUUAAGUUUGAGAAGGACACUUUGACGAAGGCUAGCAUGGUGGGGACCUUUACGAACUUUGACUUCGGAUCUCAGGUGGCGCAGGUGCUGUUCGACGUUUGGAAGGAUGGAGAAUGGGAAGAUUCGAGCACGCGCUUUGGGGACCUUCUGCACAUUGGAUCUCCGUCGCCGGAUUGUGUCUACAGCAUUUGUGACACUGCUUAUCCGCCAGUGCAAAGCCAAGUACGGGGGAAGAUCGACAAUCACGAUCAACAGCGGCAGCGAUGGAAACCUGCAAAGGGAGGACCACCAGACAGUCCUGUUUGCCGUUGGGAUGGAAAGGACUUCCGCCAGCUGAUGUGCAGAAAUGAGAUUCUUGAAAGCUCAAGACUCAACACUCACAAGGGAAGACGACUCUUCUACAAUUUGGCUCAGCUCUUUAUGCUUGCAUGGCCCUAUGCAGACGGUGUCCGUAUCAUGUCAUCAUAUGCCUUUGAAGAUUUUGACCAGGGCCCACCCGGAGUCCAAAACGGUUCCUGGCGGGAUCGUCCUUUGUCGCCCUCAGGGCGAUGUCGAUCCACUCCAUCGACAUCUCCUGUCACAGAUGCGUAUGACCAGGACCUUGAACAUCCUUGGGUCUGGCGCUGGCAGGGCGUGGCUGGCUUAGUGCGCUUCCGACGACUCCUGGGAGACUUGGCCCAUGGUGGAGUGACCCGCUGGCGUUUGUGGUCUGACAAGUCGGGGCAUGCAGCCUUCGGAUUGCACAACGUAUCCUUUGUAGCUUUGAACCACGGCUACAACUGGUGUCUCAGCUCUAUUCGGUGA